Messenger RNA from Anolis sagrei ordinatus, 4422 nucleotides. RefSeq names its product SOS Ras/Rho guanine nucleotide exchange factor 2 (gene SOS2). Gene Ontology annotation, molecular function: guanyl-nucleotide exchange factor activity; protein heterodimerization activity. NCBI's taxonomy places the organism in Eukaryota, Metazoa, Chordata, Lepidosauria, Squamata, Anolidae. The record is from RefSeq and is a predicted model, not a curated record. Gene Ontology annotation, cellular component: plasma membrane. Gene Ontology annotation, biological process: Ras protein signal transduction; positive regulation of GTPase activity.
UAGUAGCUCUGCGACUGAGGCGGCGGUCGGAUGCGGCGGCGGCGUCGGCGGCGGCUGAGGGGGACGGCGACGCGGGCGGGGGGGCGAUGCAGCCGCCACAGCCGCCCCCCUACGAGUUCCUCGGCGAGGAGAACGGGCAGAAGUGGCGGGGGCUGCUCGUGCCGGCCCUCAGGAAGGUUCAACAGCAAGUCCAUCCCAACCUCUCAGCCAAGGAGGACUCCCUCUGCUACAUCGAGGAGCUCAUCUUUCAGCUGCUAAACAAGCUCUGCGUUGCCCAGCCAAGGACUGUCCAAGAUGUCGAGGAGCGCGUUCAGAAGACCUUUCCUCACCCGAUUGACAAGUGGGCCAUUGCAGACGCACAAUCCGCCAUUGAGAAGCGAAAGAGAAGAAACCCUCUCCUGCUGCCAGUGGAAAAAAUACACCCCCUUUUAAAGGAAGUUCUUGGCUAUAAAAUAGAUUAUCAAGUAUCCCUUUACAUCGUGGCUGUCCUGGAAUAUAUCUCUGCUGACAUCUUAAAACUGGCUGGCAAUUAUGUCUUCAACAUACGGCACUUUGAGAUUUCCCAACAGGACAUUAAAGUGUCCAUGUGUGCUGACAAGGUGUUGAUGGAUAUGUUUGAUCAGGAUGACAUUGGCUUGGUUUCUCUCUGUGAGGAGGAGCCCUCUUCUUCUGGGGAACUCAAUUACUACGACCUCGUCCGGAGCGAGAUUGCCGACGAAAGGCAGUAUCUGCGGGAGCUGAACCUGAUCAUUAAAGUAUUUCGAGAAGCAUUUAUGUCCAACAGGAAAUUAUUCACGCCAAAUGACAUUGACAUGAUUUUUAGCAACAUCACAGAUAUCCAUGAGCUGACAGUGAAGCUCUUGGGGUUAAUCGAGGACACGGUGGAAAUGACCGAUGAGAGCAGCCCUCACCCUCUGGUUGGCAGCUGUUUUGAGGAUCUUGCAGAGGAACAGGCCUUCGACCCAUAUGAAACCUUGUCCCAGGAUAUCCUUUCUCCGCAAUAUCAUGAACAUUUUAAUCAUUUGAUGGCCAAACCUGCCGUGGCUUUACAUUUCCAGUCGAUUGCUGAUGGCUUUAAAGAAGCAGUCCAGUAUGUCCUCCCACGCCUGAUGUUGGUUCCCGUAUACCACUGUUUGCACUACUUUGAAGUAUUACAGCAAUUACAAGAAUGUAGUGAAGACCAAGAAGAUUGCGAGUGCCUGAAGCAAGCCAUCACAGCGCUCUUAAAUCUCCAGUGUAGCAUGGAACGUAUAUACAACAAACACUCACCUCGACGCCGGCCCGGGGAGCCAGUGUUUUGGUUCUACACCCGCCAAGUCCGAAGCAAGCACCUGGCCAUUAAAAAGAUGAACGAGAUCCAGAAAAACAUUGACGGGUGGGAAGGCAAAGACAUCGGCCAGUGCUGCAACGAAUUCAUCAUGGAGGGGACGCUGGCCAGAGUCGGGGCCAAGCACGAGCGGCACGUCUUCCUCUUCGACGGCUUGAUGAUCAGCUGCAAAGCCAACCACGGCCAGUCGCGCCUCCCGGGUUACAGCAACGCAGAGUACCGGCUCAAGGAGAAAAUCGUCAUGAGGAAAGUCCAUAUCGUAGAUAAGGACGAUACGUGCGAUUACAGGAACGCUUUCGAACUGGUCCCAAAGGACGAGAGCAGCUUCAUCUUUGCUGCCAAGUCCGCCGAAGAGAAGAACAACUGGAUGGCGGCGCUGAUCUCCCUCCAGUACCGCAGCACCCUGGACCGCAUGCUGGACGCCGUGUUGUUGCAGGAGGAGAACGAGCAGCCCCUCCGCCUGCCCAGCCCCAGCGUCUAUCGCUUUGCGGUGGAAGACUCCGAGGAGAACAUCGUCUUCGAGGACAACCUCCAGAGCAGGAAUGGGAUCCCCCUGAUCAAAGGCGGCACCGUGGUGAAACUCAUUGAGAGGCUCACCUACCACAUGUAUGCAGAUCCUAAUUUUGUACGUACCUUUCUUACCACGUAUCGCUCCUUUUGUAAGCCUCAAGAACUCCUAAGUUUGUUGAUAGAACGAUUUGAGAUCCCAGAGCCUGAGCCCACAGAAGCCGAUCGGCUGGCCAUUGAGAAGGGAGAGCAGCCCAUCAGUGCAGACCUUAAGCGGUUUCGCAAGGAAUACGUCCAGCCAGUGCAACUCAGGAUACUCAAUGUUUUUCGGCACUGGGUGGAGCACCAUUAUUAUGACUUUGAAAGAGACCAGGAGCUCCUCGAUAGACUGGAAACGUUUAUUUCCACUGUAAGAGGCAAAUCCAUGAAGAAGUGGGUGGAAUCCAUUGCUAAGAUCAUCAGGAGGAAAAAGCAAGCGCAUGCCAACGGCGUCAGCCACAACAUCACCUUUGAAAGCCCCCUGCCCCCCAUCGAGUGGCACAUCAGCCGCCAGCUUGAAACAUUCGACCUCCUGACGCUGCAUCCCAUCGAGAUCGCGCGGCAGCUGACCCUCUUGGAAUCCGAUCUCUACCGGGCUGUGCAGCCAUCUGAACUUGUGGGGAGCGUGUGGACAAAAGAGGAUAAGGAAAUCAACUCUCCAAAUCUACUGAAAAUGAUUCGGCACACAACGAAUCUUACGCUUUGGUUUGAAAAGUGCAUCGUGGAAAUGACAAACUUUGAAGAGCGAGUGGCGGUGCUAAGCAGGAUUAUAGAAAUCUUGCAGGUUUUCCAAGACCUGAAUAAUUUUAAUGGUGUGCUGGAGAUCGUCAGUGCAAUGAACUCUGUCUCCGUCUACAGAUUAGACCACACAUUUGAGGCGCUGCAGGAGAGGAAAAAGAAGAUUCUGGACGAAGCAGUGGAAUUAAGCCAAGAUCACUUUAAAAAAUACCUUGCUAAGCUCAAAUCAAUCAACCCACCCUGCGUGCCUUUCUUUGGAAUAUACUUAACUAAUAUUCUGAAGACCGAAGAAGGGAAUCCUGACUUCCUUAAGAGAGAGGGGAAAGGAUUAAUCAACUUCAGCAAGAGACGGAAAGUAGCAGAAAUCACAGGAGAAAUCCAGCAAUAUCAGAACCAGCCUUACUGUUUACGCGUCGAGCCAGAGAUCCGGCGUUUUUUUGAAAACUUGAACCCCAUGGGAAACAUCCCCGAGAAGGAGUUCACGGACUACUUGUUCAACAAAUCGCAGGAGAUUGAGCCUCGGAAUUGUAAGCAGCCAUCUCGAUACCCCAGGAAAACCACCUACUCCUUGAAGUCUCCCGGAAUCAGGCCCAAUGCGGGCAGGCACGGCUCCACUUCGGGCACUCUGCGGGGCCACCCCACCCCUCUGGAGAAGGAGCCCUACAAGAUCAGCUUCAGUCGCAUCACGGAAGCGGAACAGGAGUCUGCGGCCUCGGCCCCCACCUCCCCAGUCGUGCCGUCCACUCCGCCCGUCUCGGCCUCUUCGGACGUGUUCCUAGACAAUGACCUCAACAGCUCUUACGGUAGCAACAACAGCAUCUUUGCUCCUGUCCUUCUGCCACAAUCAAAAACAUUCUUCAGUUCAUGUGGGAGUCUGCAUAAACUGAGCGAAGAGACCCUGGUGCCUCCUCCUCUACCACCGCGCAAGAAGAUGGAUCAGGAUCCUUCAAACUCAAAGGGCGGCUCCAAAUCGGAAGAGGGUCCCCCCGCCAUCCCGCCGCGGCAGCCUCCUCCUCCGAAGAUCCAGCCCCGCGUGCCGGCGCUCUCCUGCGGCCCCCUCGACCAGCCCCUGCCGCCGAGCCCCCCUCCGCCCCCUCCCCCUCCGCGGGACCCCCUCCCGGACACCCCUCCUCCGGUGCCCCUGCGGCCCCCGGAGCACUUUGUGAACUGCUCCUCCUUCCUCCUGCAGCAGCCGCCCCUGGGCCGCUUCCACCGGGACCCCGACCGGCUGCGGGAGGGCGGCUCAUGCCCCGGCUCGCCCGGCACGCCGCCCGGGACCCCCUCGCCCCGCGUCCUGCGCCGCUGGUGCGGGCUCAGCCCCGGCCCCAACCCCAGCCCGGAGCCCCCACCGCCCCCGGUCCCGCCGCGCCACAACUCCAGCCCGCAGCUUCCCAAACUGCCGCCAAAGACUUACAAGCGAGAGUUCUCCCACCCUCCUUUGCACAGACACUCUUUGCUCGAGAACGCCGAGGCGCCUCAAUGACCGCCGCUCGACACAGGAGUCUUUGACACUGGAAGCAUCGUAGCUGUAUAGAGUUCCCGUUUUCUUGUUUUCGUUGUGGUUGUUGUUGUUUUUUAAUUUAUUCCAAGAAGGGCGGUGAGCGUCUCCGAGUGCUGUGGCGAGCGGCGCUUGUGCCCAGGAGGCUGCUGGCCCAUCGGGGUUCUCGAGCAAGAGCGCCGCCUUGACCCCGCUUCCCGGCCUUUUUUGCAUCAAGGGACCAGCAGCAGCAGCACUGCCUCCUCCAACUCCAACUCCUCCUCAGCGCCAACGGUUUUGCCAGUUGGGAGAAUACAGAUUUUAUUUUUUAAUU